GUCAUGUGCUAGUGCGCCCCGGCGCAGUCCUAACGGUACGUAGGUCUCUCCACGGUGGUUUAGUGAAGUUAAGAACACCGCCAUGGUGACAGGCCGGGUCAAGGCGGCCAUGGGCUUCCAGCGCAGCCCCAAGUCGCAGGUGCCGGAGGCGGCGUCUCCUUCUCGGGCGCCUACGUCGGGGUCCGUGUCCACCGCCGGGUCGGCGCCGUCCAAGGCGUCGGCGCUCGCGCGGUCCUUCGGCGCGUACUUCCCGCGCUCUUCGGCGCAGGUGCGCCCCGCCGCCCGCGCGCCGCCGCAGGUCGCCGAGCUGCUGCGCGCCAUCGAGCAGCUCCAGGAGCGGGAGUCGCGCCUCCGCGUGGAGCUGCUGGAGCAGAAGAUACUCAAGGAGACCGUCGCCAUCGUCCCGUUCCUGGAGGCCGAGCUCGCGGCCAAGAAGGCCGAGCUCCAGAGGUGCAGGGACACCGCGGAGCGGCUGGAGGCCGAGAACGGGCGGCUGUGCGCCGAGCUCGACGCCGCCGCGCUCGAGGUCACGAGCAGGAAGCAGAGGAUCGUCGAGCUGGAGAAGGAGAUGGCGGAGCUGAGGACGCGGCAGGACGCGGCAGCGGACGCCGACGACUGCUCCUCGUCCGCUUCGGCGCCGAGCGAGCGUCUCGAGAGCUCCAGCGCUGCGCCAAAGCCAAACCGCGCGAGUUUAGCUCAGCUUGAUCCUCCAGCGCCGCCAGCGCCAGGGCCAGCGCCUUUGAAGUCCAAGUCCUACUUCUCCGCGAGCUCGUCGCACCCUUCGCCCGCAAGCUCGUCGCCGCCGCCCUCGCCGUCUUCCUCCACGUCGACCUCGUCUUCGCCAGCGCACUCCCGCUCGUCGUCGGACACGGCAGCCGCUCCAAGGCCCCGCGUGGUAGAGCUCUCAAAGCUCCCGCCCAUACCUCCGCCGCCGCCGCCUUGCCCUCCUCCGCCACCUCCCAGCAGGAGCAAGAGAUCCUCUCCCCCGAACUCAGCCAGCGUGGACGGAAGCGCAGCCGCCGCUCCGCCUCCCCCGCCGCCGCCGCCGCCGCCGCCUCCCCCUCCGGCAAGGAGGCAGUUCGGCGCCGCGCCAGCACCGCCUGCAGGGGCAUCGUCGGGGCAGGGCGACGUGAGGCGCGUGCCCGAGGUGGUGGAGUUCUACCACUCGUUAAUGCGGCGGGAGUCCAAGAGGGACGGCAGCGGCACAGCAAGUGAGGCCGCGAACGGAGGCGGCGGCGGCGCGGCGGCGACGCGCGACAUGAUCGGAGAGAUCGAGAACCGGUCUGCGCAUCUCCUCGCGAUCAAGUCGGACGUGGAGAGGCAGGGCGACUUCAUCCGGUUCCUGAUCAAGGAGGUGGAGGGCGCGGCGUUCGUGGACAUCGAGGACGUCGUGAGCUUCGUCAAGUGGCUGGACGACGAGCUCUCGCGCCUGGUGGACGAGCGCGCGGUGCUGAAGCACUUCGAGUGGCCGGAGAACAAGGCGGACGCGCUCCGCGAGGCGGCGUUCGGCUACUGCGACCUCAAGAAGCUGGAGCGGGAGGCGGCCUCCUUCCGCGACGACGCGCGCCAGCCCUGCGCCGCGGCGCUCAAGAAGAUGCAGGCGCUCUUCGAGAAGCUGGAGCACGGCGUGUAUAACCUCGCCCGCGUCCGGGACGCCGCCACCGGCCGCUACACCCGGUUCCAGAUCCCGUGGGAGUGGAUGAAGCAGGACACCGGCAUCGUCAGCCAGAUCAAACUCCAGUCGGUGAAGCUGGCAAUGAAGCACCUGAAACGGGUUUCCUCCGAGCUCGAGGUGAUCAAGGGAGGCCCUGAAGAGGAGGAGCAGGAGCUGAUGCUCCAAGGAGUACGGUUCGCCUUCAGGGUACACCAGUUCGCAGGUGGGUUCGACGUGGACACCAUGCGAGCCUUCCAGGAGCUCAAGGAGAAGGCGUCCAUGUGCCGGGUACAGCGGCAGAAGCAGCACCGUCACCUGCGCCAGCACAGGCUCGUUGCCAGGGCCUGAGAGGAGGAGACUGAGGAGUGUGUGAGGACCAGAGCAUGCAGUUCUUAUUUUUUAUAUGGUCGGAUUAUCUAUACGCCAUCAUCUCGUCGUCGCCGCCACAGUGCCAUAGUAUGAUUUGUUCAUUGUUUUUUUUUUUGCGAGAAAUAGUUGAUCGUGUAUUCUGCUGUAAACGCUCCAGUACUGUAACUAAUGAACAGCCUUUGUACCUUUUUUUAGGAGAAAUAUGUGUUUAUUCUCUUUCGUU
Molecule: messenger RNA, 2246 nt
Organism: Zea mays
Lineage: Eukaryota; Viridiplantae; Streptophyta; Magnoliopsida; Poales; Poaceae
Product: pherophorin like protein
Exons: 6
Coding region: 83-2002 (639 amino acids)
Biological process (GO): protein localization to cortical microtubule cytoskeleton
Cellular component (GO): cortical microtubule
Source: RefSeq, marked provisional